Messenger RNA from Linepithema humile (Argentine ant), 1475 nucleotides. Lineage: Eukaryota; Metazoa; Arthropoda; Insecta; Hymenoptera; Formicidae. The record is from RefSeq and is a predicted model, not a curated record.
GAUUCCACCAAUGUGCACCAAUAAAAUUGGAAUAAUGACCCAAUUGAAUGGUUAAUAUUUCUCGUGUUGUCAUAUUUCAAAUUUAUAAUCUGUUCAGAGAAAAAUUUUAUAUAUAUACCAGAAAGAUAAGGUUAUCUUGCACGCGUCUAUGCGACUGUAGAGGUCUGUUUUUUAUAGCUGAACUGGCUGCACUAGUUCAGAGUUUAUCUUUUUCUCUCCAUAUUGAAAGGAUACUGCAUAGAUUGUUCGAACGUUUCAUAGUAGCGCGUUAAAAGAAAAGCUUAUAAUAUUGUAUAAUAGUUAUAUUAAUUAUGAUGAAAUUUAAAAUUAAUUUUGAAAAAUUUCCCGAUUAUUCGGUUCCAAGAUUAACGAUUGAAUUAAUGGGACAUUUUAGUGUCGAUGGUGAUGCGAAAUAUCAAGCUGAUUUAUCGCAACUGAAAUAUUAUAUUCCUCCUCCGAUUCUUGAUAAUGUGUGUUACGAUCUGAAGAGAAAUUCUGAAUGUUCUACUCGUUUUAAACCUGAUGCAUGCGAAAGAUUGGAUUUUAUAUUCCAAUGGAUUACGGAAAAUUUUAGUCGACUUGAAAAACCAUUAUCAAUGCAAAAAGAGCGUUGGUUGGAUGUAGAUUUUAUUUGCCGUCGUGGGGUGUUACAAACAUUAUUAUGUAGCCCAUAUAAAAGAUAUAAAGAAAAUAUGAAGGAAGAAGAAAAAGAUAGGAAGAAAUGGAUCAUUUGUGCUAGCAAAUAUCGCGGAACAAUAUAUCUACGCAAAUUUUAUACAGAUGAACUAGAGAAAAUUACAACGGGAUACAAAUUUGAACAGUAUAUGUUAGCAGAUGAUCCCUCGCAUGAACCAGAUCCAUCAGCAUCUCUUAAUAUAUGUGAGGAAUUUCAUUGCGUGUUUAAAGCAAAAUUUGGAGAUCAUUCUUUACUAUAUGGGGCUGAAAUAGAUGGUAUUCUUUCACAAGAGCCUAUAAAAGAUACAUUGAUCGAUAAAAAAUUGCUUGUUGAAUUGAAAACAUGUCCAAUGUACUAUGACAGUGAAUAUGGGAAAUUUGACUUGGAUAGAACAAUAGGCUGGUGGAGUCAAAGUUAUUUAGUAGGAAUUGACAAAAUUAUAUGUGGAUUAAAAGAUAAAUCUAAUACAGUAAGAAUGAUAAAAGAAUAUUCUACAAAUUCGCUGGUAUCACAGUCCAAGAUUCCCUGUAACGUAAAACCAUGUAAAAUGUUCUGCAAGAUAUUUUUAGACAAUGUUAAAAGGAUUGUCACUAAAGAUUAUAAUGAAUGUAUAUAUAAAUUUCACUGGAAUCCACGUACUAAAAGUAUUGUAAAUUAUACUGAAGAAGCUCCUGAUAAUGAGAAAUAUGUUUUCUUAAAGGAAUGGUUUAUCGAGAAAGUAGAGAAGUAUAAAAAUACUUAUCAAUAAAUGUAAAAAUCCAAGAGAUAAUUUGUUUUUUAUACUAAAAGAUAUAAUAGU